GAUGCAUUUGUUGCAAGUGUCAAGUUCGAGAGGCGUGGCGUGGCAGCAGCAUGCACCCGCGCUGGCGGCUUGGCCGAAUGGAUCCUUUACCCUGUCACUGAUCACGGGGCCGUCCGUCAUGGGUCAAAUGUGUCGAGCUUGAUACCCUGCUGCAAUCCCGCAAACUCAUCCGUGAAUUCGACAGGUUUCGACAUACUCAUAGUGAUCGCAUGGCCACAUUUGCUAUGACCAGCAUUCGAAGCCGGCAGCUUUGGGUGAUACAAAUUACUGUGUAGUUUCUGAAUUGUGGGGUCGUUGGAUAACGGCGCCGCUGCCGCCGCGGCCAUCGCAAUGCUGCAAGGCAUUGAUCCAUCACUAUUCCCGGUCCUGAAGACACGAAGGGCACUCGUGAUUGUGGACGCACAGAACGAUUUCCUAUCUGCGGAUGGGCCUUUACACAUAGACGUGCCUGGCAAUCUGACGGACCGCAUCAUUCAACUAGUCACAGGUUUUCGGCCAUAUGGCGACAUAGUUUGGAUUUGGAGCGAGUAUAGCCAACCACGGCCCGCAAGGAGCGAGCAGAUCAUCGUUUCUGACACACCAAUCAAAGAUUCAAGGCGUUCGUCAUCAUCCAGAGGCAAGAGACAGGCCAAUGGCGGCGAUCAGCCUCCAUCAAGAUGCGCAGAGGCUUUCCUCUCAGGUCCCGCACCGGGUCGGCCGGAGUGUGUCAGGAAAGGAAGUGACGGCGCAAAGCCUCCGACUACCAUUCAAGAGCUUAUGGGAAAGAAGGACAUGUCCUUUGUGAAGACACACUAUUCCGCCUUUCAAAUCCCAGACCUGAUCCAGCGCCUGAGGAUGAAAUUUGUUAGUGAAGUCUUCAUCUGCGGAUCUCUCUCCAACAUUGGUGUCAUGGCCACCGCGAUCGAUGCGGGGUGCCAUGGUUUGGAUAUUGGCAUCAUCGAAGACUGUUGUGGUCGUAGAGAUGACAGGCGACAUGCUGGAGCACUUGCGCGCAUACAGGAGAUGACCGGCUGCGAGGUUUUGUCCACCGACAAGAUUCUGGAACGCCUCAAACCCAAGCCCAAGGUGCAGAGACAACUGGCAGCUCCAAUACCCAACCCUUCUGGGAGGCGCUAUCCAGUUGUCUACGAUGCCUCUUCUGGUAACACCGAUGGGAAUGAAGAAAUGAAAGCGAGCAACGAAAGCUCAUCUUCCACUGCACCAGCGACGGCAAACCUGGCUUCUUCGAUGGCAAAAAUGUCACUCUCUAAUCAAGCAGAAGAUGAGCUACCACCAAUAACAUUUACUCGCGCCAGAGUUGCGAUACGUGGCCGGCCAGCGCGCCCUUUGCUUGACAUCGAAAAACGAUUUGGCGAGCAGCUCAGAGACCCAGACGCCAUGUACGAUAAGAUCAACAGUAGUUUGGGCAUUGGCAGUGAGUCACAUAAUGGGGGGUCCGGAUUGUCAGUGGGCAUUGCACAGCCACAAACUACCCCAGAAGCUAGAAGACAAGAGAAGGUUUCUGAAGGUAAGCAAAGCAUUGUCAAUACAUCUGAAACGACAAAAGCAGAUAGCGUGGCCAUUACAACGAAAAUAUCAAAGUUGGACUACGGAGAAAGUGCUCAAUCAACAGUUGUGCCCAGACAGGCGCAGACUUUUCCUAGCACAAUGGAGAAAGCAACUACGGUCAUAAAAGCGAAGACCCUUCCUCCCACAGAUACGACGACCGUAAGGAGCACAUUGGACUACUCGCAACAAACACCAGCAAAUAUAGGUGCCAAAGAGGAAAUCACUAGAGAAGCGAACAACAUGAGUAUCGGCGAAAGCGAACCUUUGUGCGAGGGUGACACCAGAGUGAUAUACAAUGUGCUGCCACAUCCACUUUCUGACAAUAUAUUCAAGAAAAUCAAAGAUGAGGUCGAGUGGAAGCGAAUGUCGCAUCAAGGAGGAGAGGUGCCGCGACUGGUAGCUGUCCAAGGAGAGGUGGAUCAGGAAGGCAAUACUCCUGUCUAUAGACAUCCCGCAGACGAAUCGCCACCGUUGCUUCGGUGGACACCAGCCAUCAAGGAUAUCAAGGACGUGGUGGAGCGGAAGGUUGGCCAUCCGUUGAACCAUGCACUGAUCCAAUAUUACCGCGAUGGGACCGACUACAUCUCCGAACACAGUGACAAAACAUUGGACAUAGCGAAAAACAGCUUCAUCGUCAAUGUCAGUCUCGGUGCCGAACGGACCAUGACCCUGCGUACCAAACGUCAUCCCAAACCCAAAGACGCACCUCAACCACAAUCCACCGUGGAUGGCCCGAAACGUGAGGUUCAGCGCGCACGGCUGCCGCACAACUCCAUGUGCAAGAUGGGCUUGCAGACAAACAUGCGAUGGCUUCAUGCCAUUAGGCAGGACCAUCGACUCGAUCGUGAUAAGACCGAGGAGGAACUUGCAUAUGGGGGCGCCCGCAUCUCGUUAACGUUCAGGCAGAUAGGCACUUUCCUGGACCGCGAACAGAAGAUGAUAUGGGGCCAAGGAGCCAAGGCGAAGACGAAGGAGGCAGCAAACGAGGUCAUCAAUGGUCAGACGCCCGAAGCAGUAAAGAUGCUCCAGGCAUUUGGCCGGGAGAACCAGUCCACCGAGUUUGACUGGGAAGAAUCUUACGGCUCGGGUUUCGAUGUCUUACACAUCUCCGCCGCUCCUCGAUUGUUCACUAGCAGCGACCCAGUAGCCAACCUGCGAGUACAGCUCAUGCUUGCCGAGCUAGGUGUUGGGCACGCAAAGGGCAGCCUUGCCCCAGUUUCUACCAGCCGGGAACGGCAGGAACGUCGAUCGGGAGAUCCUCUAAUCAAGCUAGCCGACAAUGAUCAAGCUAGGACGACUGUUCGCGGAGAUGUAGCGAUCAUGAUGUAUAUCGAUCGUUUUUAUGGCAAGCACAGCGGCGACUCAUCCGAGAGACCGAACAUCGCUCGCGCAUUUGAGAGGUUCCAAGAAGCCCUAACCCUAGACCCAGAGCGAAGCCAUGAUCCGAAGUGUCUGGGGUUAUGGGAAGCUUACGCCGAACAGGCAGAUUACAUUGCUGGAGGAGCUUCUAUCAGCAUAGCUGACUUUGCUUUUUGGCCCAUGCUUCACGAAACUCUGGGAAGUAAUAGUGACUCUAGAGCAGCACUCGAAAACUUUCCCAAUCUCAAGGCAUACUACUCGCGCAUUAGGGCAAGCGACACUAUCGUCAAGAUGAUCGGGAAGGAGAAAGAAGUAUCCAGCCCUAAAUCAUCCAAAUUGGUGUCCCCAUCAGCAUAGCAAAAGAAAUUACAAACUAAU
Messenger RNA from Truncatella angustata, 3285 nucleotides. RefSeq lists its product as uncharacterized. NCBI's taxonomy places the organism in Eukaryota, Fungi, Ascomycota, Sordariomycetes, Amphisphaeriales, Sporocadaceae. Gene Ontology annotation, cellular component: nucleus. Gene Ontology annotation, molecular function: dioxygenase activity. Bases 331 to 3264 code for a protein of 977 amino acids. The record is from RefSeq and is a predicted model, not a curated record. The transcript has a single exon. Gene Ontology annotation, biological process: DNA alkylation repair; DNA repair.